Messenger RNA from Effrenium voratum, 688 nucleotides. Lineage: Eukaryota; Dinophyceae; Suessiales; Symbiodiniaceae. The record is from the annotation of a GenBank genome assembly.
GAGACACAAUAUUGAGACACUUAGCGACAUGGCGACGCAGAAGAAGCGCCGUCGUGUGACGCCCACGCCGGUGGUGGCCGAGCCGGCGCCAACGCCGGAAGCGGCGGCGCCGGAAGGGGUGCCGCCAGAAGCGGCGCCGCAAGCGUCGCUUCCGUCGCAAGAGGCGCUGCGGGGACCGUUGGCGGAAGCCAAGCGGGCCGUGGAAGGGUUGCAGCCGCUCAAGGUGGUCGCUGCUUCGGGGUAUCUGGCGGCACUUUUGCGAGAUGCGCGGAUCCUGGUCUUUGAUCAUGCGGAGCUUCUGUACGAGACCAGCAUCGCGCACUUUUGCGAGCCCGCGGACCUGCUCUCCGUGCACCUCAGGGACACGGGAGAGCCUGUCGUGGCGGCUGCGGGCCAGGUCUUCUUCUACCAGCGGAAGGUGGGUGAAUGGCUCACCUACGAGGGCGCAAAGACGCCCAUCAGCCGAGAGGGGGAUUUGCUGCUGGCGUCCCUGCCGGGGAUGGAGGAGUUCCGCCACGUCUUCGAGGACUUUGCGAGCAGCGCGGACGCUGACCCCCAGCAGUUCAGGGGCUGGUGCGCCAGGAAAACGGACUUGAAGUCCUUGGUUGAGCUGCCCAGCUUGUCCCCGUCUCUGGCAGAUGUGAGGGAUGAGCUGGCAGGGGACUACGCCUAUUUACAGCAGCUCUAA